ACCAAACCAUUACUUUUUUUGAAGUCUGGUUAGUGACUUCUCAGUACUACAAAAGAGAAACAGCGAUAAAACCAAAGAAGCUUUUCUGUACACAUUAACUAAUGGGCUGGGAGAGGGAUCUGUUUUAAAACUCUUGUGUAGGAUGAAAGUCUGUAAAAUAUCAGAAUUUCUGGCCAAGGCAGAGAAGGAUUUUUCUGAUUGUGUAAUACCAGCCUUUUACCAAAAUUAGGGGAGCAGAGAAUUGCUUCCAUUUUAAGUAGUACCGUCAGUGAGAAUGUAAAAAUGUAUGAGCUGGACAGAAAAUUUCAAGUUGCUGCUUCUUUGGAAAUCUCUUUUCAUGGAGAUCUAGGGUUAAAUUCUUUUCUAAGUUCUCUUGACACCAUAUCAACAAAACAGUGCUAGAGUAAUUGAGGGAGACCUGGCUGCUGCUACCUCUGGACUAUUUUAUCUAUGUGUAGUCUGACCUUUUCUUACCCAUACUGUGACAGCAUGUCAUGUGCAUGUCCACGUGAGGAAUAAUGUCCUUGAAGACUGCUUUGUAGAAAGGCACAUGUUGUAGCAGGCAGAAGAUGAUUGAUUCCCUCUUUUUAAUCCAUGCAAACCAAAACUGUUUCACCCAGUGUGCUCUCAGAAGAUGUGCUCAAGUUUAAUCCAGUGUAAUUUACAGCCUGUCAGCCACCAACUUGUUGCCUUUUCCAAAUGUGUGCUGAGAUUCCUCUGCUACCCUUAAAUUAGAGGAUGAUCGGUGUGGGAUCAUCUCCAGCAAAACAGCCUGUUGAGGCAUCAGGCAUUUUUCCUGCAGCUGCAGAACAUGUCUCCAUGCUGAGCUGAGCCAGGUCUUCAAUAAGACCUUUGCAAAUAGUUCAGUAUAACUGCUUUUUACUGAAAGAUAAGGAUUUUCUGGUUUAGGAAAACAAAUCCAUUUCUUGGUGCAGAUCACCAGUGCUUCUGCCCUUCUCAUUAACACAGUUUCUUCAAGGAAAAUCUUUUAAAAGGGACCUUUAGUCUCUCUAGCAGAUUAUACUCUUGUAGGGGUCUUGCCUUCAUCUAUGGAUUUAAUGGCUUAAUAAGCAUUAGACCCUCCUAUUAUACUGUAACAAAUAGGAAUACAAUACUUUUAUCAAUAUUUGGCACAGUUACCUUAUUUAUGUGGAACUAAAUAUUGAUGCUGUCAAGCGACUGCAGUUUAGGGGCAUAAAUUACAAAUAUUCUUCUCCUGUGAGCCUCGCUCAAAUUUUGCAUUCAUAUACAGUAACCAUAUAAUGUCUUUCUAUUCCUGUAAGCCAUAUGAUUUGAUUGCCAGAUUACAUGAUUCUGUAUUGUGCUUAGAUGUCAGUGUUUUUAUUGUUAUUACCAAUAUUACCUUUUAUUCUUACUGUAAAUGGUAACAAAGUUAACUGCUUCCUUACACUAUAAAAGGAACAAAGUCCCAUUUACAGAAUGUCUCUAAACAGAAAAUAUCUCUGGGAAAAAAAGGUAUGCUGAAUAAAUAAUUCAUAACAUGAUGGGUGAGUAGAAAAAAAAGCUCUUUUGAUGUAUUUUGCUACCCAGAACAAAACUGGAUUUUUAAAAUAAAGUAACUGGCUAUUUUAAUGGGGAACAAAACAUGCUUUAAAGAAGAAUGAUUGCAGGGGUGUCAGUUCUCUAUGUUAUUUUCACCCAUUUUGAACUUUUAUAGGUAACACAACACUUGUGAAAUUGAGGAAUCCGUUCACUUCAUUUUCCUGAUUCUUUUCUUUUUCUUUGUUUUGUUCUCCUGUUUUUCCAUUAGCUUAUUUCUUGGCUUAUUUUCUAAAUUAAAUGUCAACCCACCCACCCAAAGGAAACCACAACAUAGCAAAGAUUUCAGAUUGCAGCAAAGCAAAAUAGCCCUUCUAUAAUAUAAACAGACAGCAAAUAAAUUCCUAAAGGCCUUGGAAUUACUAAGUCUCCCAGCUUGAAGCUGUCUAUAUUUUCAGUGCAUUAUGAUCCAGAUUUCCACGUAAGUAUAUACAAUAAAAAGAUAUCCGGAAAGCAUCCCUGAGAAAAACAGCAUGUGCAUUUUCUUUUUUCUCACAGAACUGGAGGAUCUUCAUCAACUAAACAGUAAACAUUAAAUGAUCAUUUCUUGCUAAGUAGUGAAGAAAUACUUUGGGAAAAUAUCUGGGAUGGCUCCAACAGCCUGGAAGGAGGUGUAGGCGAGUCUUACACUAGGGUAACCCUGGGAUGGGGGCAAAGAGCAGAAGCCAGUGUGCAGGGUGAUGAAAUUGAGACACAGCAAGAUGUAUUUUCUGCUCAAACUAAACCAUUGAAUCAGAUCUUACAGUAGUUUUUGCACAUAAAGAAGUCAAUCCUGGAUUGAAUUCGGGUGAAAUGACAACCAGCUAGUCUAAAACUCCGGAGAGGCUCUUAAAUUAUCAUUGGUGGUGGAGGGGAGGUGCUAGCCCAGGGCUGGCUGGUGAAUCGCACUUUUUUUGUCCAAGUCACAAAUUACAGCCAGUGGAGCAGCUGUGCAUGGGUGGCUUGUAGGGAGCAGAUAAACCACUUGGGAGUAACUUCUCGUUUGCAACUGGCAUCAAAAAUAGCACGCCUCUGCCAACUACGUUAUUAUCCAUGUAAGUCCUUUUUGCCUUUAACACAGAAAACUCGGCACCGGAUGGGCUGGUUGUGGGAGGUGGCGCCUCCAGUUCUGGGGAACAGGGCGGUUGUGCUGCCUCAUCAGGUGAGUGGUUUAUCGCUGACAGAGCGGCGGUGACGGGCCGCAGAGUCACUGUGAAAGCCGCUCUUUAUGUGACAGUGAAGCAAAGCGGCGCGGAGCACCGCUCAACACCGCGCACAAACAAGCAGGCUGCGACUACCAAUCUUUAUUUUAAAGUGACACAGCCGGUCGCCUGCCGUUGCCUCCGCGACCCGAGGCUUACCGCCGAGCUCUGAGGCUGAUCUCCGCCUUCCCCCGUCCCAUGCCCGAUGGCGGCGCCGCGGCGCCCGACCCCUCAAGUGGCCGCCGAGGCGCCGCGAACGCCCACCGCCGGGGCGGGUCGGGCCGCGCGCCGCUUCCCGCCCUUUCCCUGCCUCAGCGGCUGCGCGCCGCGGGCACUGGCGUCCCCUCAGCCGCCUCAGGCCCGCCCUAGCCGGGCGCUUCCCGGCGCGACAGCAUGGCUGGGCCCGCGCCGGGGCCGCCGGUGAAGGUGCUGGCCGCCCAGCUGCGGGGGGCGGUGCGGGGCGCCAGCGGGACAUGGCAGCUGUCCCGGGCGGAGGCGGGCCGGGCGCCGCUGAGCCUGCGGGCCGUCUGGAUGCAGGGCACCGUGCUGGAGGUGGAGCGGGGCGGCGGGCGCGGCGGCUCGGCCCGGCUGCAGGACGGCAGCGGCACCUUCACCGUGCUGGGGGUGGAGGAGGUUCCCAAAGGGCGGCCCUGCCUCAGCGCAGGGAAGUAUGUGAUGGUGAUGGGUGUGGUGCGGUCCUGCAGUCCUGAGCCUGUUCUUCGAGCAAUAAAGAGCAUUGGGCCAUUCUGUGUAUUUGUGGCUUCAAAUGACCACCAGUCACUCUUGGAGUAAACCGAAGAGAGAAGUCAGGCUCAGAUUGCUGGACAAUAUCUUGAAUUUUAUCCAGGUAAAGCGGGAGCUUGCUUCUCAGUAUCUGCCUGAUUCCACUUCGCUUCCACACCUGGGCGACAGCUCUACCCACACUGUGGAGGAAUCUUGCUACCUUUUGCAAGGCUAUUGAAGGCCAGCCAGCUGCUUCAGACAGAAAAUCAACUUGCUGCACCUACAGUGGUUCCCAGAAAACAAGAAACAUCAAAAUACAUAGUGAUGACAAGCAAAGCUUUGACUCCAUUCUAAGGCAAUUCUGAACUCCUCAGUGUUGGUGCAGAGAUAUAGGAUCUUUAUCGCAAAACAUGUUUUUUUUGUCUGUGUAUGAAUUGCAGGUUAGCAUGGGAUUAACUAUUUAAAUGUUUGAGCAAAACAAAACAACUGCAUGCAAUAGAAUGAUGUUUAAUUAACACUACACAAACAUUUCAUGGUGCUUUCACAGGUGAUGUACAGAUACUUACUGUUCUCCUGAAUCUCCACAUAUAUCCAUCAAACUUCUUAAUCUUCUCCAUCAGUUUAGCUUUCAUAAGGCUCCCAAUUUCAUUAAGUUUGUUCUGUGAGACAAUGGAAAAAAAAACCUUGAAUGAGGUUUUGCAAUGAUUUAGAUCUUUGAUUUAGAAUAUGAUCUCUAUCAUGGAUCUAAAUCAUAGAUCUGUAAUUUAGAAUUGCUUGUGCUGGGUCUAAAUCACUCAAAGUUUGUACCAGUUUAAAUGCCAGCAAAGAUCCACAGUGGCCUCCUAUUUCUCAGGGGAAAUGACUUCUGUAUUAUUCAGUGGUUAGAAAUGGGAACAGAAGAGUCUAAGGAUGAAGAACUGAGCAGCCUUCUCCAAACAGAGAGUAUGUGAACCCCUAUUAGAAGUAAAACCACAUUCAGGAAUUCUAAUCUUAGUUUUGUAACCAACAUGCUGAACCGCUCUGGCACAUUACUGCUACUCUCGCUUUAUUUAGUUAUGCUCUUCAGAGAAGAACGCCCUAAGUGGGAGUCCCAUAUGUUCUGUGCUUUCUAGGUAUGGCUGAGCUUUUCAAUUCUCACCAUGGUGUCUUUUCACACCAAAGUGAAAAAUAAUGUUAUUAUGAGUUUAAAAAUUGCAUAAUUCCCCUGUUUGCCUGCUUACUCACCAAAUCUUGUACCUGAAGCCUGCCUGGAAGGUGUUCCACCAGACUGACAAGAUUAAACAAUAUUCUGGAAAAAUCACACCACAAUUAACUGUUCAAUAUAUUCAUCAAUGACCUGGAUGAUGGGAUAGAGCGUAACCUCAGCAAGUUCUCUGAUGAUACCAAGCUGGGAGGAGUGGCUGAUACACCAGAAGGCUGUGCUGCCAUCCAGUGAGACCUGCACAAGCUGGAGAGCUGGGCUGAGGGGAACCUGGUGAGAUUCAACAAAAGCCAGUGCAAGGCCCUGCACCUGGGGAGAAACAACCCCCCGCACCAGCACAGGCUGGGGGUGACCUGCUGAACAGCAGCUCUGCUGAGAAGGACCCGGGAGUGCUGGUGGGCAGCAGGUUGACCCUGAGCCAGCAAUGUGCCCUUGUGGCCAAGAAGGCCAACAAUAUCCCGGGUUGCAUAAAAAGGAGUGUGGCCAGCAGGUCGAGAGAGGUUAUCUUCCCCCUCUACUCUGCCCUAGUGAGACCACAUUUGGAGUACUGUGUCCAGUUUUGGGCCCCCCAGGUUAAGAAGGACAGGGAACUGCUUGAGCAAGUCCAUCAGAGAGCUACCACGAUGAUCAGGGGGCUGGAGCACCUCCCUUAUGAGGAAAGGCUGAGAGACCUGGGUUUGUUCAGCUUGGAGAAGAGAAGACUGAGGGGGGAUUUCAUCAAUACCUAUAAAUAUCUAAAGGCUGGGUGUCAGGAUGGUGGGACUAGACUCUUUUCAGUGGUGCCCAAUGACAGGACAAGGGGCAACGGGCACAGGUUGGAACACAGGAAGUUCCACCUAAACCUGAGAAAAAACUCCUUCCCUGUGCGGGUGCCAGAGCAGGGGCACAGCCUGCCCAGAGAAGCUGUGAAGUCUCCUUCCCUGGAGGCAUUCAAACCCUGCCUGGAUGCAUUCCUGUGCCCCCUGCCCUGGGUGUGCCUGCUCAAGCAGGGGGGUUGGACGAGAUGAUCUCCAGAGGUCCCUUCCAACACCUAUCAUUCUGUGAUUCGGUGAUUAACUGCCGCUGAAGGGUCUCACCUCAGCCUUAAGAACUGGAUCCCCGCAUCCAUGAGACAGAAAACUCAAGCUUCCGUUAACAGCUGUCAGAGUCAUUUGUCCCAUGUUUUCUUGCCUUUCACCAUUAAUGUUGAGAUAGGUAUUAACAGUAGCCAUCUGUUGCCCAUCAGUACAAGCACUGACUUCCAUUCCUUCUUCCAAAUCCCCUUAGGGAAUGAAAAGAGAGCUUCAUUUACAGGAACAACAUUGACAGGCAUUGUCUCAAAGUCAGCUUUUUAAUUACUUACGUGAUCAAUCAGUGUCUGAGUGUGUUAAGUGUUUGUGGGAAAAAAAAAAGACAUAAACAGGAGGAAAUUAGAUAAGUAUCAGUGAUUUUUCUCUUCUGUGUGGCUUGUGAAUGAUUUACAAAUACAGAUUUGCUACUGCGAAGAAAGCACUGAAUUGCUAUAAAUCUAAAUAAUUCCCUCAGUCACAGUGAUUCACAGGCUUUUUUCUAGUCUUCCACUGUCCCUUGCUGCUGACAUUUCAAAACAGCUUAGACCAUAAAUGAGUGUCAGUCACUCAUCCACCCAUCACACACAAAAGCUGUUUCUGCUCAAGUAGUGAUGAGCAUAAACAGAAAUUGUUGGUGAAGUGCACAUAGAAUCUGGGUUGAGAGAGUUGAGUUGAAUCAUUUCUACAAACUUAUGGCUUCAGUAAUUCACAAACCCUCUUUCCUCUCGGUUGUUAGUCAGAAUUGACUGCUGCUGAGAAAAAUCACCUGCAGAGGGUGAUUUAAUACAUCUGUUUCAGCAUGGGGUAGAGUCAGCCUCUGGAGGUGCCUUUCUCUUUCCCUUCAUUGAAAUUGGAAUGUAACAAUUAUCUUAAACGAGGCACACAACUUUAAGAUGGCUAAACAAGAUGAAAUGAAGCCUAUUUUCAGUCACUAUCUAUUCUAAUCUUUCUCUGGCUGGUAAUGAUAUAUAUCUGUCUCCCAAACUGACCAUUGUGUAACAAGUUUUAAGCUUCAGUUUUUCAUUAUCUGAAAGACCAUAGCUUGAAUCGCCAUGCAACUGAGCUGGCUUAGCGCUAGAGAGACAUAGCCUUUCUUCCUGCCUCUUCAUACCAAUGACAGCUGUGAAUCAGAGAAUCAUAGGAUAUCUCAAGUUGGAAGGGACCCAUAAGGAUCAUCAAAUCCAACUCCCUGCUCCUUGCAGGACUACCUAAGACUAAAUCAUAUGACUAAGAGCAUCAUCCGUGAAGGUACGUACCUUUCAAGUAUCCCAUGUAGUACUGAAAACACUCAUUUCCUUUAGAAGCAGCUACUUUUACUUUCUCUUUCUGAUCAAUAAUCCCCUCCACCAGGAUUUGGCUCUGAACAGACGAGGAGGUGGCAGUUCCUGUCAGGCCUAGCCAAAUAUCUUCAAAGGCUCUUAACUGCAGCCAUAAAGGAAAAACUUUUAUUUAAAGCCACCACACAGAAUUAAUGAACGUUCAGCGAUGAUGCUCAAAUAUCAGUGCAUCGCACGGAAGGCUAAGUGGUAAGGGAACUGUUUUCCAAUGCUUGUGCCCUACACACGAGUUACACUCUUAAGAGAGGUACAAGCAUUAGGAUGAUUGGCUCAGGAGCUGAAUGACUGGAUAGCAUAAGGCUUGUGGACAAAAUAUUAAUGGUAGCAAUGAAAGAAACAAACAGUCAGUUCCCUGUAAGGCUGCUAAUUUGUGCCAUUUAUUCCAAAACAAAGACUAGAGAAAGCCCAAGUAGAGCAGCUGAUACUUCUUUCAUAUCCCUUCUUGCUAAAGAAAGAGGGGGAAAUAAUUUAGUAUUUGUCCUAGCCUGUUAUUGAUUAAAUCAUCUUUUUGUUAAGGGGUGGCCUAUUGUCUCAGUUAAUUAUGAUGUUCCUUCUACUUUUCUGCCCCACUCUGUUGCUACCACAAGCUUCUCCACAUUCUUCAUUUCACAGAAAAUUAAGAGCAAAUGCAAAAUAGAGGGGGAGAGAAAAAGGAAGAGUUUUACCUCAGGAUGCGCAUCAUAGUAGAUUUUCUGUGCCUUUCUUAAGGCCAGUUCUUUUUUCUGGCAAAUGAUGCUUUGUAUGAGUCUGUAUGAGUAUGGUGCAAUAAAACAUGCUUCACCAAACAGAGCAGUCAUGCUGGUGAGCUAUAAUAACACACAGCCUCUUACAACUUCUAUAUACUCAUCCUGAUUUCAGCUUGGAUAGAGUUAAUUUUCUUCCUAGUAGUUGGUAUAGUGCUGUGUUGUUUUGGAUUUAGUAUGAGAAUAAUGUUGAUAACACACUGAUGUUUUAGUUGUUGCUAAGUGGUGCUUACACUAGCCAAGGACUUUUUCAGCUUCCCAUGCUCUGCCGGGUGCACAAGAAAUUUGGAGGGGACACAGCCAGGACAGCUGACGCCAACUGACCAAAGAGAUAUCCCACACCAUAUGACAUCAUGGUCCAUAUAUAGACUAGGGAAAAGCUGGCCAGGGGGCCACUGCUCAGGAGCUGGCUGGGCCUUGGUCAGCGGCUGGUGAGCGACUGCAUUGUGUAUCACUUACUUUGUAUAUUUUUUAUUAUUAUUAUUUUACUUGAUUGCAAUUACUAAAUGAAUUAAAUGCAAUUAAAAAAUGAAUUUUUUUCA
Phalacrocorax carbo (great cormorant) is the source of this 8336-nucleotide messenger RNA. The record is from RefSeq and is a predicted model, not a curated record. NCBI's taxonomy places the organism in Eukaryota, Metazoa, Chordata, Aves, Suliformes, Phalacrocoracidae.